Cajanus cajan (pigeon pea) is the source of this 3490-nucleotide messenger RNA. RefSeq names its product Tetratricopeptide repeat (TPR)-like superfamily protein. Lineage: Eukaryota; Viridiplantae; Streptophyta; Magnoliopsida; Fabales; Fabaceae. Gene Ontology annotation, molecular function: protein binding. The record is from RefSeq and is a predicted model, not a curated record.
UAAAAGAGUUACAUUAAAUCAAGGUUAUCAUGGAAGAAUCCCACAAAAAUUAUCUAACCCUAAAUACAAUGAGGGUUUAGCAAAACAUAUUGAAAGGAAAAAGUUUACAAAGGAGAAAUGCUCGUGGAUAAUGGUGAAUAUAUUGAAUCUUUAGGUUCCUUUUCCAUGGGCUGCUUCUCCGAUGGUGGAAAGUGGAGAGGAAAAACCUAAGGAUUAGGGUGAGUGAUGAGAGAAAUGGUUGUUCUUCCAAUUCAUUCUAUGAUUCUACUCGUAAAUGAGCCUCGCAAAAGGUUUUAAAAAGUAACUGAAAUGCGCCCAAUAUGUCAAUAAUUUUCUUUUGACGUUUUUCACUGAUUCUUUUUGAAUUUUUUAUUUUUUAAAAAAUGUCCAAUUUAUUUAAUUAGUGAGUUAGUUAGUAUACUGGAUCCAUUGAAAUUAAUAAUGUGACCAGACUUUACUAUACAAAGCAGACUGAUUAGUAUAUUUACCUGCUUAUGAUGUAUUCCACGUGAGCCUUUGUUCAAUAAUUAGACUCUCUAGAUAUGUUACAUGUAUCAGCCCAAUGGGCCGGGAGGAUUUCUUAUGUUGGCCGUAAUUGGAGACGUGAUGAUGUCCCUGGACUGGCUUAAAAAGAUUGUGGUGGCUUCAAUUUACUUGCGUCCCAAAUCAUAUGUGAAUCGAUGUAGCGUGUUAGGCACCAAAAUUUCAAGUUCCUUGACCCCAAAAAAAAUAAAUUAAGAAGAAUCUUUGUGAUUUGGAUUUUGGACCAAAGAAAGAUUUGAGCUUACUGUUCCGGAUUGUGUUUAUUCAUAAGAUCGUGUUCCCGCUCAUUCAUGCAUGCGCACACCAAGUGUUUGAUUAUUUGCGUCACCCAAUGCUGAAUAAAAACGGUUCCUCGAUUACGAACUGUAAGCAAAAACAACCUCAGCAGAGGUGAAUGCCAAUGCACUUGAGGUCGUUCUUUUGCGAGGCUAACCUGUUGAACAGGUUAACCUUGCAAGUGCAAGCUCGUUCCUAUGCCCGUUGUCGUGAACCAUUUGCCACCAAAGUUUGUCACUACCUCAACCGUGCCAAACUCAUUGACUCCAUUAGACUCACUCUUCGCUCCAACACUCCCAACUCCUCCCUUCCUUCUCUCAUAAACCACCGUCUUUUGGACUCUUUUGUGGUCACUCACGCCCUUCGUUCUGCCCCUUCUGCAGAUUCCGCUCUAUCCCUUGUCCAUGCCCUUCAAGAUAAUUCCCGUUUUUCCCACACCCAGAACACACUCCAUGCACUUGCCACUGUGCUUGCCAAGUCUGGUCGACGCUCUGAGCUCAAAUCUCUCCUUCAUGAUAUCCGAGCCAACCGGUUUGGCACUGUUAGGAUUAGCUUUAUGAAUCUCAUGCAGUGGCAUGCUGCAGCUGGGGACCUUGACACUGUUCUUCAAGCGUGGGAAAAGUAUACACUAGAGAAUAAUCAUCUCUGUGCUGAAUCUUAUAACAUUGUUUUGGCUCUUUAUGCACAGAAGGGAAAGGACUCUGAGGCUGUUACAGUUUUUCACAGGAUGAUUGAAGAAGGGUCUCUUCCGAAUUGCAGAACCUAUACUGUAAUAAUUGAACACCUCGUGAAGUGCCGGAGGUUAUCAGAAGCAAUGGAGGUUUUUAACCUGUUGCCUUUGAUGAGGAUCAAACGCACUUUGAAACAGUACUCCGUUCUGGUUGAGGGUUUUGUAGCUAGCAAACGCUUUGAUGAAGCCAUGGUUUUAGUUGAGGAGAUGCAAGUUGAUGGAAUAUUGCCUAGUAGAGGCAUGGGUUUGUUGCUGCAGCAGAUGAAGAAGGAAGUGGUUCUUAAAGACAAGGAGCAAUUGUUAAGAGAAAUUUUGCCUGAUGAGAGAAUCAGGAGUGUAAGUUAUUCUAUUGAUAGUGGUGAUGAGGAUGAAGGAGAGAAUGAGAAUGAUGGUGAAGAUGAGAAUAUAACUGGUGCCUGUCAAUGUGAUCAUAUUGAUGGGAUUCAAUUAAAACCAUGGCUGGACCCACGGGCUCUGGUCAGUGCCUUGCGGAAUUGGAGUCCUGAUGAGGUAGCAGCACUAGAGGGUGCAAACUUUGUGUGGACAACAAGAUUGGUCUGCAAGAUGCUUAGGAAUUUCAAAACGCCAGAAGCUGCAUGGAAUUUCUUCUGCUGGGUUGCUAGUCAACAUGGAUUUAGUCAUGACAUAUACACAGUACAAAGAAUUAUGACCCUUCUAGCACGCCAUGGACGCAAUGACUUGGUUGAUGGACUCAUCUCCAAGAUCAGAAGGGAGGGAAUGAGACUACCAUGCAGCACCAUCAGACUAAUCCUUGAUUUUUAUGGGAUCUCAAAAAAUGCUGAUGCUGCUCUGAAGGUUUUCAAUGAUGAUCGAGUACUUUGCGGGCCCAUAUCAAAGGUUAACCUGAUGCUUCUGUAUUCCUCUCUUCUAAGAACAUUAACGAAGUGUGGAAGGAAUUCUGAGGCCCUGGAUAUGCUUGAUGAUAUGAUUCUAAAUGGUAUUUGCCCAGAUAUGCAGACAUUUUCAGGCCUGAUGCACUAUUUUUCACAGCUUGGAGACAUAAAAACAGUGCAAAAGCUCUUUUCAAUGGUUAGACAGAGCGGUCUAGAGCCAGAUGCUUAUUUAUAUAAGGUAUUAAUCCAAGGUUAUUGCAAGUCAAAAAGAGCUGCUCUAGCGUGGAGGCUAUUUGAAGACAUGAAGAAUUCAGGUGUGAUGCCUGACUCUGCCACCAAAGAUUUACUGGUAAAGAGCCUCUGGCAAGAGGGGAGACGGAGAGAGGCUGCAGCAGUGGAAGAGAGUUGUGAGGAAAUAAAUACAGUCCUUCCACAUGCAUUGCAGGGUCAUGUGUGGACUGUCAGCUCUGCAGAUCUCACUAGAGUUUAUGAUAUUUAUUCAAAUUCUUUUGCUUAAAAUGGGGGCUAUCCAUAGGUCUAUACAAUAGGUGUGGGUUUCUGCAUCACAACACAUUAUUACAGGUGAUGAGGUGAAAAACAAUCAAGGUUUUAAAAACCGGUUCACAAUUGCAAUUAUUGCUGCAACACCAAGGGUUUUUGGUAUUUGUGACCUCAACUGCGGUUGCAUUACUCUGUAAUUUUCUACAAUAUCAAGGACUGUGAUGUAAUUGUGACUGUGACCCAAUUUAAAACCUUGAAAUCAAUACCCAUAGUACUUGGGAUUUUUUAGACGGAGAGGUUGAGUGCAAAAAUUUAAGUUGCUGUAUUUAUUAGAGUUCUGGAAGUUGUAGUCUAGGACGUUAGUUGAUACUCAGAAAUGAGUCCUUGCUCUGAUGGCUACCAAAUGUUUCGUUGUAUCCACUUAAUCUAGUACUGGAAGUCAUCUUUGCUUAAUCACAAAAUUAAUGAAGCUCUUAACGUGUGGAGAAGCUACAUUCAGUCGGCUGCUGACUGAUGCAAGUUGCAGGGCAUCUAAUUAUUAUCAUUUUGUAUUCUUAUUAGUUAUCUUAUUGCAAUUUUCAAUUCA